Electrophorus electricus (electric eel) is the source of this 3473-nucleotide messenger RNA. It is a transcript of the gene srp68, whose product is annotated as signal recognition particle 68. Gene Ontology annotation, cellular component: signal recognition particle, endoplasmic reticulum targeting. Gene Ontology annotation, biological process: SRP-dependent cotranslational protein targeting to membrane. The record is from RefSeq and is a predicted model, not a curated record. Gene Ontology annotation, molecular function: signal recognition particle binding; protein binding; endoplasmic reticulum signal sequence receptor activity. NCBI's taxonomy places the organism in Eukaryota, Metazoa, Chordata, Actinopteri, Gymnotiformes, Gymnotidae.
CUUGUGGCGACGUGUGCUGGUGGGGGAGAAAUGGCCGCGGAGAAGUUGAGCGACGCCAAAGUGUCACCGGUGGAGGACGGCAAGGAGUCGGACGAGGGCCUCGGCCUCGAGAUCCUCCAGGUCGUGAAAGACUCACAGCAGCAGCACGGGCUCAGGCACGGGGACUACCAGCGUUACAGGGGAUACUGCUCGCGGAGGCUGCGUCGUCUGCGGAAGACGCUGGGCUUCAGGAUGGGCAACCGGCACAAGUUCACGGGCAAAAAAGUCACCGUGGAGAUGUUGACCGACCACAGGUACCUGUUGCUGGUGGUGAUGGAGGCGGAGCGUGCAUGGAGCUACGCCAUGCAGCUGAAGCAGGAGGCCAACACGGAGCCGCGCAAGCGCUUCCACCUGCUGGCGCGCCUGCGCAAGGCGGCCAAGCACGGCGAGCAACUGGAGAGGCUGUGCGAGAGCCCGCGCGUCGAUGCCAAGACCAAGCUCGAGGCCCAGGCCUACACUGCCUACCUGACCGGCAUGGUCCAGUUUGAACUACAGGAGUGGAAAUCGGCGAUGGAGGCCUUCAACAAGUGCAAGACCAUCUACGAGAAGCUGGCCAGUGCGUUCACGGAGGAACAGGCUGUCUUGUACCGCCAGAGAGUGGAGGAGAUCUCCCCCAACAUCCGCUACUGCGCUUACAACAUCGGUGACCAGAACGCCAUUAACGACCUGAUGCAGAUGAGGCUCAGCGCAGGAGGAGGCGGAGGCAUGAUGGCUGAGAAGCUCGAGGCACUGAUUACUCAGACACGGGCAAAGCAGGCUGCCACCAUGAGUGAGGUGGAGUGGAGGGGUCGCACGGUCCCCGUUAAGAUCGAUAAGGCGCGCAUCUUUCUGCUGGGCCUGGCUGACAACGAGGCAGCUAUAGCCCAGGCAGCCGACGAGGAGACGAAAGAGCGUCUGUACGAGACCCUGCUGGCCGAGUGCAGAGACACCAUCCAGGCCGUGAGGGAGGAGCUGAGGGCAGACGGGAAACAGAGGGAGCGUGCUGUGGACAGUACUGAGAGUGGAAAGGUGUCCAACGUGCAGUACCUGCACAGCUACCUAACCUACAUUAAGCUGUGGACAGUGGUGAGGAGGAAUGAGAGCAUGGCACAUGCACUGCAGGCCAAACUGAAGGAACCACAGCCUGACGAGAACAAGCGAGGACCCAGACCUCAAGACCUCAUACGCCUGUAUGAUAUCAUACUGCAGAGUCUGGCUGAACUGUCAACUCUGCAUGGCUUGGAGGAGGACCACACCUUCCAGAAAGAGGUGGCCCUGAAGACGCUGGUCUACAAGGCAUACAGGUGUUUCUUCAUUGCCCAGUCGUACGUGCUGGUGAAGAAGUGGAGUGAGGCGUUGGUCCUGUACGAGAGGGUUCUGAAAUACGCCAGGGAGGUCCAGUCCAAGGCCAAACAUCUCAAUAACAGCCUCAAGGACCUUCCGGAUGUUCAGGAGCUGAUUGCCGAGGUCAAUGCUGAGAAAUACUCUCUCCAGGCAGCGGCUAUCUUGGACAAGGAGGAUGUUCCUGAAGCACCUGUACAACAGCAGGUGAAGGACAAUACGCCCCUCUCGGAGCGACUGGAUACCUUCCAUCUCGACCCCUCGCUCCUGGGCAAGCAGCCUAACCUGGUGCAGUUUCCCCCAGACUUCCAGCCAAUCCCGUGCAAGCCCCUGUUCUUCGAUCUGGCUCUCAACCACGUGGCCUUCCCGCCCCUGGAUGACAAGGUGGAACAGAAGGGCAAGGGCGGCCUGACCGGCUACAUCAAGGGCAUCUUCGGCUUCGGCAGCUAAACCGAGAGCGAGGCUUCACUCGGGCCUGCGCAGGCGGAGACCUGAGAGCUAUCGGGAGUUCCAGCUCCAUCUGAAGUUGCUACAAACCCCCGCCUGCCCUCAACCACCCCUUUCUUUCUUGUUCUUCUGAAAUCAGCUGUCUGUCCCUCAGUCCAGGUCCUGGAGGCUCAGAGCAUUGCACAGUUUGGGCUGCAGUUCCUCCGUCUUAGUUCUUCAGGGUACGUUUCCACAGCGGAACACGGUGAUCGCUUGAUCUGAGUGCUCAGUGUUUACCAAAUAUCAGAGUCAGGGUUUGGCCUCGUUCACCGAGAUCUGAUUCAGCACUGAGCGACUCUUAGAUUCAAGCCCACCAUGCGUUGAUUCAGGUAUGUUGGAGCAGGAGAAGGUCUGAACUGUGCAGUACUGUGGCCCUCUAGGAGAAGAGGCUCUCAAUCCAGUUAUCAGGGGCCCUACACACUUACUUCAGCCUGGGAAUAAAGAGCUCUGCAGAGCUUGAUUAACUGAUUCAGGUCCAUGUGUAUGAGCAACUGGACCAGAACACACAAUUAGACUAGUCGAGGUUUCCCAAAUAAUUGGAUUGGGAGACUCUGCACUCAGAUUGUAUAGUGGAGGUGUAUGAUCAACAAGGAAUUGAAUCUGUCAGUCCCUAGUUUGGCUUUACCAUGUGUCUUAUACAUUUAAUUUUGUUUGGUCCAGAAGGGUUUGGCAUUCAGCGGUUUGAGGACGAUUUCAUAGUGGAAUCUCCACGGUCCAUGUCUGGUCUCUGCGCUCUAUUCCCAAUCUGUGGCCACUAUUUCAUAUAUGUAGAAUCAUUUUGUAGAAUUAACCUCUUGAUCUAAAGUGUUCGCUAACUAGUUUUAAUUUUAGUUUGCACAAUAAGCCAGUGUUGAGUAAUUAAUCCAACGAGAAUGUGAGGCCACAAAUAUAUCUACAACUCCGUACACUACAGGUGGGAAACCAGAGCUAAGAAGGAUUCUGUUUUUCAUUGAGUCUAUGGAAUGUCUGUGAAUUGACAUUUUAAUCUCUGAAAUAGCCAAGACGAAUGUCAGUUUGGCACUGGGUGUCGGCCUCUGUCAUUUGUUUCGUCUUAAAUUGGUCCUAUAAUUGCAUUAGGAUCUGUAACAAUUAUUUUUGUACCAUGAACUUUGAUUGAAAAGGAGGAUUUGUUUCCAACUUUUAACCAAAUACAUGAAUUGAGAAUACCUGACUUUUUUCUAGAUGGGAACAAUCUGGAAAAAUCUUUGAAGGCUAGUGUCUGAUAACUCUUCAGAGUUUUGUUCUAGAAAAAGCCAGCCGGCUUUGACGCAUUUUAAAACCGUCCAGAGGGAAUUUGACUGGUUAAUGGUUUGUCCGCUCAGGAGCUCAUCAUUAAAGUUUACUGGCCUCUGUGUUACCGUAGGCAUUAGACAGCAGCGCUCGUCUACUGCCAUCAUGGCAACUAGUACCAAAGGGAAUCUCUCCCGCCACACUCCUUAAAAGGUUUUGAGUCUCGUCAUAGUGUCUGUCAUCUGAACUCAUUUCUAAGUACCAUUUUCUCUUGUUUUGGAUUUACCUGUUGUACUCUGGCUAAUGUGCUGAUCUUUUGAUUCAUGUCUAAUUCAUUUUGUUUUUCUUUUUCUGUUAAGUGUUUUAAAAAGCAAAAAUAAACUGAACUCAAGCUGGAA